AUGCGUCUUCCUCUGCUUUCAUUCUUCAUACUCCCCCUCUACGCCCUGCCGACCCCCGGCCACUCUCCCAAACCACCCUUCUUCCUCUUAGCCGGCGACAGCACAACAGCCAAACAGUCCUCCAACGGCGGCGGCUGGGGAGACGGAUUCCUCAACACCACCCUCUUCAACGGCGCCAGCGGUCUCAACUAUGGCCACAACGGCGCCACGACCGUCAGCUUCCGCGCUGGAGGGGACUGGGCGACGGUCCUCAGCAAAGUAGCCGAGUACAAGGACCGCUAUGUGCCCUACGUGACCAUCCAGUUCGGCCACAACGACCAGAAAUCCGCCGCCAACAUCUCCCUCGCCGAGUACACCAGCAACCUCGAGCGAUUCGUCUACGAGGCGCACGAUGCAGGCGCAACGCCCAUCCUGGUGACCCCGCUUUCACGCCGGAACUAUGAGACUUCCAAUGUCACCGGCGAGCCGACUAUCACCCUGAGUCUGGCGGACCAGCGAGCGGCGACUAUGGCGGCAGCGAGGAAUUCGCAUGCGGCGUACAUCGAUCUGAAUGAUGCGAGUACGCGGUAUCUGAAUAGCAUUGGGCCGGAGAAGGCGUACACGUAUAACCUCAAUCCGGAUGAUCGGACGCAUCUGAAUGUGGAGGGCAGUAUCGUGUUCGGAGGAAUGGUGGCCGAGUUGAUCGAGGGGGUUUUUGCGGGGUUGAAGAAGGCGGGGUAUGUCAGGGUAAAUCCGAGACUGAAGAGGGCGCUGGAUCAGGGGGUGUAUUAUUGGCCGGAUUCUGUUGACGAGAGCUAG
Molecule: messenger RNA, 798 nt
Organism: Aspergillus viridinutans
Lineage: Eukaryota; Fungi; Ascomycota; Eurotiomycetes; Eurotiales; Aspergillaceae
Product: rhamnogalacturonan acetylesterase
Exons: 1
Coding region: 1-798 (265 amino acids)
Molecular function (GO): hydrolase activity
Source: RefSeq, a predicted model, not a curated record